AUGGGUUCUCUGGUUCUGCCGCUGAGCGCUGUCUUCUGCCUGGUGGCUCACUCGGCUUCCGGCAGCCCCAUCAUGGGCCUUGAGCAGUCGCCCCUGGAAGAAGACAUGCCCUUCUUUGAUGAUAUUUUCACGGAGCAGGAUGGUAUUGACUUCAACACACUAUUGCAGAGCAUGAAGGACGAGUUUCUCAAGACGUUGAACCUGUCAGACAUUCCAGUGCAGGAUGCAGGCAGAGUGGAUCCGCCGGAGUACAUGCUGGAGCUCUACAACAAAUUCGCCACAGACCGGACGUCCAUGCCGUCUGCUAAUAUCAUCCGGAGCUUCAAGAAUGAAGAUCUGUUUUCUCAACCAGUCAGUUUUAAUGGGCUCCGGAAAUACCCUCUCCUCUUCAAUGUGUCGAUCCCUCACCACGAAGAGGUCGUCAUGGCCGAACUGAGGUUGUACACGCUGGUGCAGAGAGAUCGUAUGAUGUAUGAUGGUGUGGACCGUAAAAUCACCAUUUUUGAGGUAUUAGAGAGUGCAGAUGGUAGCGAAGAGGAAAGGAGCAUGCUGGUCUUGGUAUCAACAGAGAUCUACGGAACCAACAGUGAGUGGGAGACAUUUGACGUCACAGAUGCCACCAGACGCUGGCAAAAGUCAGGCUCAUCAACCCAUCGGCUGGAGAUCCACAUCGAAAGCAGGCAAAACCAAGCUGAGGACACCGGAAGGGGACAACUGGAAAUAGAUGUGAGCGCCCAGAAUAAGCAUGACCCUCUGCUUGUUGUGUUUUCUGAUGACCAAAGCAAUGACAAGGAGCAGAAAGAAGAACUGAAUGAAUUGAUCGCCCAUGAGCAGGACCUGGACCUGGACUCCGACGACUUCUUCAGUGGACCUGGUGAAGAGGCUCUGCUGCAGAUGAGGUCGAACAUGAUCGACGACUCUUCUGCUCGGAUCAGGAGGAACGCCAAGGGGAACUACUGUAAGAAGACUCCACUGUACAUUGACUUCAAGGAAAUUGGCUGGGACUCCUGGAUCAUCGCUCCUCCUGGGUACGAGGCCUAUGAAUGCCGCGGUGUGUGUAACUACCCUCUGGCAGAGCACCUCACACCUACAAAACACGCAAUUAUCCAGGCCUUGGUCCACCUCAAGAAUUCCCAGAAAGCUUCCAAAGCCUGCUGCGUGCCCACGAAGCUGGAUCCCAUCUCCAUCCUCUAUUUAGAUAAAGGUGUCGUCACCUACAAGUUUAAAUAUGAAGGAAUGGCCGUGUCUGAAUGUGGCUGUAGAUAG
This is a messenger RNA of Apodemus sylvaticus (European woodmouse), 1266 nucleotides long. RefSeq names its product bone morphogenetic protein 10 (gene Bmp10). The transcript is spliced from 2 exons. Bases 1 to 1266 code for a protein of 421 amino acids. Lineage: Eukaryota; Metazoa; Chordata; Mammalia; Rodentia; Muridae. The record is from RefSeq and is a predicted model, not a curated record. Gene Ontology annotation, molecular function: growth factor activity; cytokine activity. Gene Ontology annotation, cellular component: extracellular region. Gene Ontology annotation, biological process: BMP signaling pathway; SMAD protein signal transduction.